Messenger RNA from Medicago truncatula (barrel medic), 3803 nucleotides. RefSeq names its product FIP1[III]-like protein. Bases 168 to 3500 code for a protein of 1110 amino acids. NCBI's taxonomy places the organism in Eukaryota, Viridiplantae, Streptophyta, Magnoliopsida, Fabales, Fabaceae. The transcript has 8 exons. Gene Ontology annotation, biological process: mRNA processing. The record is from RefSeq and is a predicted model, not a curated record.
UAAGAGGAUUGUGAGGGUUUUGGGUUAGCAAAGAAUGAUAAGGAGACAGCCGCCUAUAGGCCACAACACAACACAUAACCUGUCUUGCUUGCUCGUAUAAUCAUGUCAAUGUCACCGAAACAGUGACCCACGUUUACACUUUCCAGUUUUCUUCACUGUUCCAAAAAAUGGAACAAGAUGAUUUCAUCAACGAUGAUGAUUUUGGAGAACUUUACGCCGACCUACAAGUUCUAGCCACUCCUCCACCUCCUUCUCCUUCUCCACAACAACAUCAGCAACACCAUGAUAAUGAUGAUGAUGGCGGCAGCGGCGGUGGCGGUGGCGAUUCAAACAACAACGACGAUACCGAGAGCGAAGAUGGUUUGAAUAUUGUUUUGAACGACGAUGAUUGUCCCAUUCCUUGUGUCGAGGAUGUUGUUCAUCGUGAAGGUUUGGAAAAUAACCAGGAAGAGUGCAUUGAUCAGGAACAACAAUUUGUGAGUUCUGAUGCACAUUGUGGUCAGAGUAGUAAAAUCUGCGUCAGAGGCGGUUACGGUUCACAAUUUUUUCGUUCUAAGUUUAUGAAGACUCAAGGGUCGAUGUUUGUGAACAAUAUGAUGGCUAAUAAGUCAACAUUGUUGACUAAAGAUUGUUCAUCUUUCACUCAAGGAAGAGGGGAUAGUUUUCAGAAUCAUAAAUCAACCUCCAGUUACUUUGCUGGAUCUUUUCUUCCUUGGCAUUGGAAAAUAUACGAUGUAAACAUUGAUAAAUUUGAGGAGAAGCCGUGGAGGAUUCCCGGUGCUGACAUAACAGAUUACUUCAACUUCGGUUUAAAUGAGAACACUUGGAAGCAAUACUGUUCGUCUUUGGCAUCCACACAGGAGCAAUUUGAUCAACCUGUAUCAGGGAGCUUACUUUCUCAUUCCUCAAAAUGUGAAGUGCCAAUGGGAAGAGCAAUACAGGUUGGGGACAGUGUGGUUGAUCGCCAACCAUCCGUAGAUGUGAGGCGUCCACGCAGUAUAGAUUCUGAUGUUAUUAUACAGAUCAAUGUGCAUGGGUCCUCUGACAACAAUUCUGGUUCUGUUAAAUGCAACGUACUUGAUUCAUCCGAAGAGAGGGAAUUAAUUUCAGGAGUUAACAGAAGCAAAAGCAAUUCUUCCAGUGAACAUGAUGUUCUAUCUAACAAACAGUUGGAAGAUGCUAAACAAUCAGAACUGUCGUCUGGUCAGGAAAGAAAUGACCUGAUUCCUGAUGUGGUUAAAAUUCAGAAUCCAGAUGAAGAGGACCGAUAUUCCGAAGAUGGUAAAGUUCUGGAGGAAGAAAUAAAAACAGAGGGUAGAGUUUGUAUUGACACAUGCAGUGAAGAUCCAGGCUGGAGUGAACCAGAAUUAUCACUUGGUGAUCAAGAACUUAGUCUGACUUCCUAUUCUGACAAUGAUUCUGAGGGAACUGAAGACAGUUUACAUGUUUAUAAUGAGAGAAAUCAUAGCCCCUUAAGAAGUCAUUUGGUGAGUUCUGACAUCGGCUUAAAGGAGUCUUUGCCACUUUAUGAGAAAACCUCAAAAAACAUCAGUGUCAACAGAAAACCAGUAAAUACAUCUUAUUAUUCAAGAAAUAAAGGUUCAGUACAACAGGAUCAGAGGCAUCAAAGUGGUAGACAUAUGCCCGGUUCUAAGCUGCAAAAACACACGGAAAAUGAUAAUAAUGUCUCUCACAUCCCUAGAUCCAGUGGAAGGAAUCUGUCCCCCCGGUGUCAUCAAUUUGUUAAAAACAGAUCGGAUGAACGACUGCAAUAUUUUGGAAGUCGUGAAAGGAAAGAUCUUCCAUAUGAUUGGGAAACAAAACAAUCUUGCUAUUAUGGUACUGACAGAAAUGUUGAUGACCUGGAUCAGGCAGUAUACAGUGAAUAUUCAGAUAGGGAAAAUGAAGACAGAUUCAGGGAGGAUAGAAAUCAAUAUAUCAGAAAAAGUGGGGAUAAGAGGGAGUAUUUUUUUGAGCGAAGAACUCUAAUAAAAUAUAAUGAAGAUGACGAUUGGGAUCCUGCUAGUAGAAAACUGUAUCUUGAUGAUGACCUGAGUCUCCUCUCAUAUAGGGAGUCAAGGCAGUUUCAUUCAAGGCACUCCUCCUUUCCUGCUAAAGAUAGGGAAGCUCAAAGGCAAAUAAUGCAUCACAGGCGUCAUUUUAAGGACAGAAACUGUGAUUCUGAUCAAUGGUUUGAUGAUGAGUUUGAAUUUUUAAACAAAAUUUAUCGAACUCCCUCUUCUUUUGCUGAGCGAGAAAUGGAAUCUUUGAAUAAUAGACAUGAAGAGCAGUUUCUACAAAUUGAUAGAGCACAAGAACGAUAUACAGGAAGGGGUAGACAUCCUGACAGGGUCUCCUUGGAUGUGGAUACCCCGUGGUCUGGGAGAACGGAAGAUGAGUUCCCCAAAUAUGCGCAUAAUCAGAAUUCAUAUUUUAAGUAUCAGAGACAAUCUUAUACUGAUUCAGCGAGAAAUUAUAUGCACAGAGAAAAUGAUAGUUUUAGGGAACAUGAGACACAUAACCAUGCCACCAACAGAGGCAAUGACUGGCAGUGUGGUUAUACUGAUGCUGCUGAAGAUGAAGGUUGCACAACUUCUCCUGUAGAUGAGUGUGAGUUUUACCCCCUCCCAUACGAGGUUUCACACUGGACCAACAAUGAUAAUAUUGUUUGGAAUCAUGAUGACCUGCACCCUGAAGAUGAUGCAAUAUUCUAUGAGGAACCUCCGAUGCACGAAAGACAUGCAAGACAUAGAUCCUUGCAUGCUAGGGUGCAAAGAAAUGAUAUAAAACUACAGCAGCAUCAGCUAAAUUUUUCAAGGAGAGGUGGAGACAUCUUUAUAAAAAGAAGCUCUAAGGUUAUGAGUAGAGAUCACUCUCACCCGACGGUGCUGAGAUACAAGAAAUCCGGUGCCUUGAUUAAUAGGGAAGGAAAGUCUGCAAAAGGUUCCAGACUGAUGCGAAAUGAUACACUUCAAAAUGUGGAUCGAGGGAUUGCUGAGAAGCGUAAAGCUUUGGUAGGUUUUGAUGACUCUCGCAAGAAGGCUAUCAAACUUGACGUCUCAAAAUCUCAGUGUGUCGACCAAAAUAAGAAAUUGCUUCAGAACCUUUCCGAUAAAGGGCAGAAAGAAGGUUUGGAUGUAGAAGAAGGUGAGAUAGUAACAGAAGAACCAUCCGUCGAAGUUUCUGUAUCCAGAAGAGAUGUUUCUGAGGGUGCAACACUUGCUGAAAAUGUGAAGAAGAAAAUCUCACAAAAUGGAAAUAAUUCUGAACCACAGAUUGAUAAUUUGGACAGCCAGAAAAUUCUUGACACAUUAGCUAAAAUGGAGAAACGUAGGGAGCGCUUUAAGCAGCCAAUCGGUAUGAAUAAAGAAGCAGUGAAGCAGCCCAUCAGUUUGAAUAACGAAGUAGUGAAGAGUUUGAAGUUGAACACUAACUCGGCGGUUGAUAUAGGUGAAAUGAAGCAACAAAGGCCAGUUCGAAAGAGACGCUGGAAUGGUUAGAUUUUACAUUUAAGGAAUUCGUCGUUCAUUCGAUUUUGAUAAACGGCAUAAAGUUUUUAUGAGGAAUUGAUUUUAAUUUAUAUUUGCAUUAUUGAAUACUUGGGGAGGGUUCAGUUGAUUUUUUUACUAAAUUUAUGCAGUAAUGGCUGAGAAUUCAUGUCUACAUUGUACACCCUGAUUCUUCGGCUUUGAUAGAUAUAUGAAUUUAAAAAAUUUGGUACAAAUAGACAUAUGAAUUUUGAUGUAACAGGAAGUUUUUAAUUGUGGAAACAACUUCUCUUUGUGGAAAAGUUGUCUUGCAUA